GUAACGGGACGGGCGCGACCAUGGCGCGGUGAGGGAGCGGGGGUGGGGAUCGGUCCGGGGGAGGCCUGGGACCGCUGGCUUGUGUGCAGUCUCGGACGCCCCCCCUUUCGCUGCCGCCGCCGCCGCCCCGGGCAUGUCGUCCAACUGCACCAGCACCACGGCGGUGGCGGUGGCGCCGCUCAGCGCCAGCAAGACCAAGACCAAGAAGAAGCAUUUCGUGUGCCAGAAAGUGAAGCUAUUUCGGGCCAGCGAGCCGAUCCUCAGCGUCCUGAUGUGGGGGGUGAACCACACGAUCAAUGAGCUGAGCAAUGUCCCUGUCCCUGUCAUGCUAAUGCCAGAUGACUUCAAAGCAUACAGCAAGAUCAAGGUGGACAAUCAUCUCUUCAAUAAAGAGAACCUCCCCAGCCGCUUUAAGUUUAAGGAGUACUGCCCCAUGGUGUUCCGAAAUCUCCGGGAGAGGUUUGGGAUUGAUGAUCAGGAUUACCAGAAUUCAGUGACGCGCAGUGCCCCCAUCAACAGUGACAGCCAGGGCCGAUGUGGCACACGUUUUCUCACUACCUAUGACCGGCGCUUUGUGAUCAAGACUGUGUCAAGUGAGGAUGUGGCUGAGAUGCACAACAUCUUAAAGAAAUACCACCAGUUCAUAGUGGAGUGUCACGGCAAUACCCUUCUGCCACAGUUCCUGGGCAUGUACCGCCUGACUGUGGACGGCGUAGAAACCUACAUGGUGGUCACCAGGAAUGUGUUCAGCCAUCGGCUCACUGUACACCGCAAGUAUGACCUCAAGGGUUCUACUGUUGCCAGAGAAGCGAGUGACAAGGAGAAGGCCAAGGACUUGCCAACCUUCAAAGACAAUGACUUCCUCAAUGAAGGGCAGAAGUUGCACGUGGGAGAAGAGAGUAAAAAGAACUUCCUGGAAAAACUGAAACGGGAUGUAGAGUUCCUGGCCCAGCUGAAGAUCAUGGACUACAGCCUGCUGGUGGGCAUCCACGAUGUGGACCGGGCAGAGCAGGAGGAGAUGGAGGUGGAGGAGCGGGCGGAGGAUGAGGAGUGUGAGCACGACGGGGCGGGGGGCAGCCUGCUCUGCCCCUACGGCACACCUCCGGACAGCCCUGGCAACCUCCUCAGCUUUCCCCGGUUCUUUGGCCCUGGGGAAUUUGAUCCCUCUGUUGAUGUCUAUGCCAUGAAAAGCCAUGAAAGUGCCCCCAAGAAGGAGGUUUAUUUCAUGGCCAUCAUCGAUAUCCUCACGCCAUAUGAUGCUAAGAAGAAAGCUGCACAUGCUGCCAAAACAGUGAAACACGGGGCGGGAGCGGAGAUCUCAACUGUGAACCCUGAGCAGUACUCCAAACGCUUCAACGAGUUCAUGUCCAACAUCCUGACGUAGUUACCCUCUACCUUCAGCCAGAGCCAGAGUGCUGGAUGUGGGGUCGGGGAUUGGAAGAGGGAGAGGGUGUUAUUUGGGCUGGAUGGGAGGGUGGGGAGCAGAGUGGCAGGUAGAGGAGGGCUUUAGCAAUGCGACUGCAGCCUGUGACACUGGAAGAGACUAGCUGGAGGGGAGGGGACGUGCUGUGUGCACGUGCUCACAGGAUGUAACCUCACCUGCUUACCCUUGAUUUCCCCCCCAUUUGACCCAGGUUAAAAAGGGGUUUCCUUUUUGUUACCCUGUAACUUUUUAAGAUACCUUGGGGCUAGAGAUGACUUUGUGGGUUUAUUUGGGUUUUGUUUCUGAAAUUUCGUUGCUCCAGAUUUGCUAUUUAUAACGAUGUAUGUCAUCACCCUAUCCACCCUCCCCAUCCCUGACCUGCUCUCACUUCCCUUCGAUUAGAGAAGCACCCAUAGACCCAGCGAAGGGUCCUCUCAGAGCAAAGCGCUCUGGUGCCACAGGAGAGGAGGUUAGACACCUCUGCCCUCCCUGCUGCAUUUGAUCUUGUCUAGGUUAACUUUUAAUUUCAUGGAGUAUUGUGCACAGCUUCCUCCACUUUUUCAGCCUCAGCUGCAAGUGAAAUGUUACAUGAUUCCUCCAUCUAAGUGCUGUUCUUCCCGAAGGGACACUCCAGAUCAACAUCAGGCAUCCUGGAUCAGAAUCAAAGAUCUCAGAGGGGAGUGAGUUCAUCCUCAUGGGAUGGUAAGGGGUCGGGGGCUGCUGGGCUCUCGGACAGCUGGUUCUCAGAGAACCCCAUGAUCACCACCCAAGCUCCUGGGCUCUCUAGGCCCCUGGAGUUCAGAUGUCUUCUCUAUAAAGCCUCCCACUGAGUCAAGAGGAACUAGAAAGCACCUUUGGAUAUAACAGGACCCUCGUGCUUAUUAAAUGGUUAUUUCCCCUUGGGAAAGCCCAGAAAAGCCGAUGAGUAUCGAAUGAGGUCCUAUGCCCUCCAUCCGUUUACUUCCUUCUGACCUUCUCCCAGGCACUCUCAUUUGUAGGUGAGCUUUUAGUUGGGGGCAGGUCUCCAUGUGCCUGGGGUGCUCCUUGCAGAGAUACCUCUUCAACCCCCAGGGCUACCAUGUAGGUAAUCUGACUCCCUGUGGUUUGUCACCUGGAUGGUUGUGGCCAGCAGGGAGUGGUGCCCCCCACCUUGGAGCGUGGCACCCAAGCCUGAGGUUGCUUCUGAGCCACUUGAGGAUCUGACCUGGGAAAUCCAAUUUGGAGGCUUGAUGUGCGAUUCAACCUGGCCCCAACCUUGGAUCUGUUUUUCCUCGAUGGCCCCCCUAGACUUUUCGCAGAUCUGCCACCCGCAAGCCUCCUCAGGAGUGGCAUCCUGCAGCUUCCUUCAGGAUCUCUACCCACCUUCUGAGCCGGCUACCUAAGCCUCAGAAUUGUGUCCUUCUGCGAUGCCAUCAGAGCAGUCUGGUCUGGCUAGGAGAGAAAACAGCCCUGUGUUGGGGGAGGUACAUUCCUGCGUCUUCUCACCAUCUCACCAGGAACUGGGGUCUUGGGAUGAGACACGGUAAAACUUGUAGAUAACUCCGCAAAUGGAAAGAAAGUGUGUGGAACCAUUUUGAAUGAAUGGAUUGGUUUCCUUGGCUCCCUGCAAACCUGGCCAAGCUCAGCUUCUGGAGCAGGAACAAGCACCAUCUCUGUGCCCAACCCACGGUAUUUAGGUCAGGGAGGAAUGGAGACCGCAUUCUUGGACUCUACUGGGGCUGUUGGAACCCUUCUGGAAGAGGCAGACAGGGGCCAAACAACUGCCCUGGCCCCAGGAAGGGGCUGUAGGUAGCUCUGAACGUCAGCAGCAAGACCGCGAAGUGACCGGGAGAAGAACUUGGAACCAAGUGGCUCGUGGAGAAAACAAAUUUGACUUAGGAAGGGAUUAGUAGGAAUAAUGUUUGGACUUGAUUUCCCCACCUCCUAAUCAAGAAUGAAAAUUUGGAUCUGUUCCUAGUCGAGCCCAGCAUCUCCCAAGCUUUUCAGGCUGUCCUCUUGCAGCCUCCACAACCUUGGGCUCCCUCGGCUUCCUGCAUUUGGUCUGCUGAUCAUGUCGCCAUCAUGUGUACGAAAAGUGUAACCAGUUGUGUUCAGUUGAAGGUGAGCUACCAGGUAUCUAACUUCUUUAACAUCGAGUUUUUGUGGGCUUUUGUUUUUGUUUUGUAUAUUGUUUACAUUUUGAGAGGUAGCAUUCUGUUUUAAAUGCUCUUUUUGUUUUUCUAACAGUAUUGUUGACUGGGUCAAAACAUUUAAGCUGUGGUUUGGUGGAUUUUAAAUUUUGUUUAAAGCUCAUUCUCUGUGCUAUCUUCAAAACCUUGGGUUUGGUCCUUUAACUCCUUUGGCAUUCAAAUGUUUAAAAGCUAUUUAUCUUGUUUUAUACAAGUUUUUUCUCUUCUUUUUGUAACGAUGAAGAUGUUAAAUUUGGUUUGCAGUCUGAAUGUAGAGAAAGUGAAGUGAUCCCCAAACCUUUGUGUUUUUUCUCCAAGUCCCACCAUGCCCUCUCUGGGCAGGUGUCUGAGGGGAAGUGACUACCCUCACCAUCACUCUUUGGAGCCAUGAAGAAAAACUGAAUGGUCUUACGGCAUCCCAGAAUAAUUUGUUCUCCCAAGAACAAAGGCAUAAGAAUAGAACGUGGCUGACUGGGUGAGGCCUGGAUGGGGACAAGGCAGGAUUUUUCUCCAUUUUCUCCCUCUGCCAUUUAACCAGUCACAGCUUCUCCCGCCCUGCCCCUCUUCUGAAAGUCUAUGGCUGAGAAAACUCUAGUCUCCCAGGUCUCCCCACCAAAGUAAGGGGUUCUCUGAAAACUCCACCUAGACCACUAGAAGGUGGCCUCUGGCCCUUGUUCCUAUUAAUGAACCACUGAGUCUUUGUCCCCUAGUGCAAGCUCAUUCCCUGUGCCCUGCAGUUUGGGGGUUAUGGGGCAGGCUAGGAAGCCAGCAGUUCCAGAAGCACAGCCUGAGGCAAUGCUCGAUGUCUCCUUAUCUAGCUCAGGGGUUACUGGUCUGUGGGAUGUGCUAUGAGUCGCCCCUGUGGCUGCUCUCAGUGGCACUCCCUAGGUUCCCUCCACAGGCAGCUCGUCAUCCCUUCUCCCUCUUCCUACUUCUGUUUCUCUUGCCUGUGCUUUAGGCCUCAAACAGGUACCCUGGUAGCGCUCAGGGCUUGGGACUACAUACUCCUGCCCUACUGACUUUCCCCUCUUCACAGUCUGCCAGGGCCUGCCCCAGGGAGGUGGACCAAAGACCCAGGACUUUUCUCAGUAGCCAGUCCCACCCUCCUAAUUGUCUUUUUACCAAUUCAGGUUGGGAGAGAAGAAAUUUCAGCAAUCCCCAGCAUUUGAGCUACUCAAGUGUUAGGGGCCAGAAGGGACAGUGUGUUUAAAACAACCCUUAGGAAGCUCUGGCCUUAGACCUGUGGCUCCCCCAGUACCAGAGACCUCACUUUUUUCUGGCAGAAAUGUGGGGAGGAGGCUCCAGCCUGAGCACGGGAAUCAAAGGGAAAACAUUCAAACUGCCCCCAAAUCUACCAGCCAUCUACAGGCGGCUUUGUGACACAGCCCUGGCCUUCUUCUGAAACGUGCCACUUAUGAAGAGUGUCUCCAGAGGGACGAGGAGAAUCGGCUGUCCCCGGCGGGAAAUCCUUUGGAGGCUGGGGAGGAAACUUCCAGAGGAGCCCCUUCCCCUUACUCAGAGCCAUUUUGGGAGGAAGUGGGAACCAACAACCUUUGGGGGAAGGCCUGGUGCGGCUCAGCACACCCAAGCAUCAGGUCAGGUCAUUGUAAUAAAAAAAUGUGAAUGAAGUUUAGAUUCAGCUUUUGGGGGAGCAGGAUAAACGACCACCCCACCAUAUGUGUGUGACUUCUCAAUUUCCCACUGCAAUUUCCAUUUUUUUUAAAUAGGAAUUUUCAACCCCCUGUGCUUGUCUAAUGUCUGCUCGGAACAAUUCGAGACCCUGUUACUGUUUUAAGAUGCAUGCGUGUUAAGGUGACUCUCCAACCCGAGGAAAAAAAUAAAAUUCAAAAAAGGUUUGUGUACA
Messenger RNA from Delphinapterus leucas (beluga whale), 5455 nucleotides. It is a transcript of the gene PIP4K2B, whose product is annotated as phosphatidylinositol-5-phosphate 4-kinase type 2 beta. The record is from RefSeq and is a predicted model, not a curated record. Lineage: Eukaryota; Metazoa; Chordata; Mammalia; Artiodactyla; Monodontidae. Gene Ontology annotation, cellular component: plasma membrane. Gene Ontology annotation, molecular function: 1-phosphatidylinositol-5-phosphate 4-kinase activity; 1-phosphatidylinositol-4-phosphate 5-kinase activity. Gene Ontology annotation, biological process: phosphatidylinositol phosphate biosynthetic process.